AUGCCCCGUCUUCCGGACAUGGCAGGUGUCAUCAAGCAAGCAGACCAGAUUGUCCAGGACAUUACGGAAUUUCUCCUGGGCGGCGGCAGCAGCAGCAGUUCUCUUUUGGUGCCGCAGAUCCCAAGCGGCGCAAAGAAGGCAUUAGCAGCCGAAAAGAACAAGAAAAGCAGGGGCCUUCUUCGUGCGCAGGCAAGUAUCGAGGACCAGAAGAGCGGGUUCCGUAUUAACUGCGCAGCAGCAAAACUGACCGAGGCAGAGGUGGCGCAGGUUCACAGCACCAUCUUUGAGGACAUGGACAGCCUGGGGAGUCUUGUUGACUUGCUGAAGGCUGUGAGACAGAACAUCGGGGAUGCUGGUCUCGGUGUAGAGGGUACUGCAACAAGGGCUUUCAGGCUGCCUAAGGAUGCUAAGGCAAUGGUUGUCAAGUUGGGAAGAGUGGCAGCAAGCUUGUAA
Molecule: messenger RNA, 453 nt
Organism: Colletotrichum higginsianum IMI 349063
Lineage: Eukaryota; Fungi; Ascomycota; Sordariomycetes; Glomerellales; Glomerellaceae
Exons: 2
Coding region: 1-453 (150 amino acids)
Source: RefSeq, a predicted model, not a curated record